AUGAAUGGCGAAGCCGAUAGACGUGAUAGAUCGCGAACACCGUCUCCUUUGUCGAGAUCGAGUUCUAGAAGUUCAAUAGGUCAGUCGCCAGCGCGAACAUCUCUUCUGAAAAGAAACCAAAGUUUGAGCGCAAAGCAAAUACGCUUCUACCGAAAUGGCGACAAAUACUUCGCUGGAUUAAAGCUUGCCGUUUCGAGCGAACGCUACAAAGAGUUAUUUGCCUUGCUUGUCGAACUUUCGAACAAGCUCGAUCUGAAAACGGGAGCAGUUCGUUUCGUAUUCGACGCCGAAACCGGACGCCAGAUAACUGAUGUAUCGCAAUUGAAUACGAAUUCAUCCUACGUCUGUUCAUCAUCGAACAGCUUUAAAGAAAUCGAAGGGGGCUAUGGGCAAACCCAGAGUAAAGGCUGGAGCACAGGAGGAACGAAAGACCGUCGUGAGCUGACAAAUUGGGAUAAAUCUACACCUCGAAUGGAUAGCAAGCGAGAGUUCAUAAAGCCAAAACUUGUGACGGUUGUUAAGAACGGUAAACCGCCUCAAAAGAAAGUCACAAUGCUAUUGAAUAAGAAAACCGCGCUUGAUUUAGACCAAGUGCUUAAUCAUUUGUCAUCAAAAGGAACGCUGGGCAAAGUAGACCGUCUGUGUUGUUUGGACGGGCGUGAGGUAAGGCUCAGCUUUAAAGAUUUUUAUUUUAUUAGAAUGAAUGAAGAAAACAGACCGGUAUCUAAAGGGUGGCUCAUGGCUUUGUGGUCUCACGAUCUACUGAAUAAUUAAUCAUCCAUUGUAUGACUACCAUAAGACUCAUAAGUUGACUUUAAUGAAACCGACGCUUUUAUGUAUCUACCGUCUGGCUUUGUGCCUACAGAGACAAAAUCAUUUCAAUUUCGCUCAUUAAAACGAUUUCCGUGCAAUAAAAGUUAGAACGUAUUAAAAUAAGUGGACCAUUUCAAAACACGUCUACGCGCUUGCCAUGUGGCUGUAGGAUUUUUGUUUGUUUAUCAGAAUUGUUUUCUGGAGUUAAUUUAAGUGUUUUUCCCAUGGCCCGAAACUCGAAAACCUGUUGGUUUUAAACGAUAAACUAACGAUUUUUGCCCGCAUAAGGUAUCUACAUGUGGGUUUUUACAAUAAAGUGUGUAUAUAAAAGCUAUAGAAAUCAUCAAUUAGAAUACAGAACUCUAUAUUAGAACGCGGAGACGUUUCUUUAAAUAAUUCUCAUCUAUUUAUAAGCGGCUACCGGAUAUUCUUUCAAGACAUUGUUUUGACUUUUGGAUAUGAUAUACAGAUAUGAUAUAUUGACUUUUCGUGUUUUGUGUUUUCUUUCUCUAAUCAUGGAACAAUUUUGUUGCUUUCUGGUGCAAAGUUCGAUUGUUUUCUGUCUUUGUUUAUCAUUUUUCUUUACAAUAUGAAAAAAGUUGCGAAACAAAGCUGGAAAGGGACAAUAUGUAUACAGGGAUAUUAAUAUAAGCUGAAGUUAUUGCACGACAUCAUACACACGUAGGUUUCGCUUGAAUAAUUUUCUAAUUAUAAAAUAUUAGGGCUAGAAAGGCCGAAAGGCGUAUAUAUUUGAGUGUUAAAAGUGUUAUUAAAAUAAUGACCAUGUGCCUUUGCCUUUGAAUAUUACAGGGUAUGCAAUAUGCAUGUUGUCAAGGAUCUAAAAUAAUUGAAUCAAAUAUGUAGGCGUCCCACUGUCCCAUGCAAAACGUCCCUGUACUACAUGAAUUAAAUCCUAAAGAAAUUACUCAAUGAGGAAAUCUCCUCAAGCAUUCUCAAAAGCAAUUUGGGUGUUAUAUAAAUUUUAUAUACAAAAUACGCAUUCUCAAAAAGCAAUUUGGAUGUUGUAUAAAUUUUAUAUCCAAACAAAAUACGCUGAUUGGAUCCUAGCCCAAUGAAGAGGAAUUCUUCAAACUGAAAACAUGUUUCUACUACAGUGUGAAUAAUAUUCCAUUCUGGUUAUAGACAUAUAUUAUUUCCUACAGCUAGUGACUAUGGUGUUGAAUUUUCUCUCAUUAGAAGAGAAGUAAAAUUCUGUGGAGCAAAUUAGAAGAAUAAAAAUUUGUUGCUCCCACUGGACAGCAGAAUAAUGACAUUAAAUGAAAGUAAACAAAACUGUCUGGAGGGAUUGAACGAAAAGCAGCUGUACAAUCCAAAUUUUAGUAAAUGUUGGCAUUUCAUUUUAUACUUGACUUUACUUCACACAGCAUGUGGGGGCAGAGCUCCACCUGAAAUUUCAGCCCCGGCUGAAACUCGGCCCGGCAGCAAAUAAUUUCAGCCCGGGCUAAAAAAACAAUCGUUUAAAUGGCUUUAUUUUGCGUGCUUGUUUCAUCUUUAAAUACUUUACAUAUAUUAUAACCACAGUCUCGUGAACACAAGUCAAAUAUAGUCGACUAAUCAGCGUCUGAUUGCUUCAAACAAGCGUAACAGGCUUAUUGUCCUAUUUUGUGACACUCAGAUUAUUUCAGCCUGGGCUGACAUUUCAGCCCAGGUUGACUAUAAAUAUAGCUCUGACUAAACUCAGCUCGGGCUCAUACUGCUCAUGUAAUCGUGAUGCAAUUUCCGCUUGUUUAACCAGGCUGAAACUCGGCCCUGGCUGAAAACUCUCCAUGUAAUCAGCCCCUUACUCAAAGCAUCAAAAUGAAAUAAAGAUAAGGUAUGUUUACAAACUGCGAUUUGUCAUGGACGAAUCAUAUUGUGGUGUAUGUAACAGAGUCAGCAUGUAUAAAAUGAUUGCAUUUCAAAUUUUGCCAUAAACUGUGGCAUCGUGCAGCAGUAAUGGUCAUACACCAAAAUAUGGAUCAUGCUCAACAAAUCACAGCAUGUAGAACUUUACUGUAAACAUACUUUUAUUCUUUCUACUGUGAAUAGUAGAUUGAAACUCUUGCAUUAACUGCCUUAACUAUUCAAUAUUAUUUUGACUACAUAUUAAACAACAAGUUUUGGGGACAUAUAUAUGCACCCUUGAUUGUAGUGUCCUAUAGUAUCUAGCCAUUUUCUACUUUUUGGUGCUCAAUUUAUUAGUUUUCAAUUUGGUGAUAUAAAAUCAUAAUCUAUCACACACAACUACUGUGUUCACAGUUUUAGAGAACAAAACAACUGAAAGCAUGAAGACAAAAUAACAUUGCCAAAUAAUGAGACUGUACUAAAGCACAAUCAUGAUUUGUACUUGUCUGAACUUUGCAAACUGGGGGCAACAAUUUUGCCCUUGAUCUGCUUUCUGGCUACACCUAUGUUUUGGAUGGCCAUGAUUCAUGAUAAACUAUUAUUUUGCUUUGGGAUAAUACAGUAUUCACAAUGCUGUUGUGCCCAAACGUGCUCAUUAGUCUAUCUUUGUGGUUUAUCAUUCAGUUGAAAGACAUUUGAUUAAUUAAAACAACAAAGGUGUUCCCCCAUCUGCUGCAUAUUGUUUAAUGAUAUUCAUAUUCUGUCAUGAUUAUGCUUCUGCUCCAUUAUUGACCCCUCAUUAAAUAUGAAAUAUGUCUUUUAUCCAGUUCCUUCUUAUGUACCUCCUUGUUUCAAUGUGUCAGGGUGUUUGUCAUAAAAGUUUCAUAAAGUGUGUCUGGAAAUUAUGCAUAAUUAGUGGCUUAUGCAUUUCUUGGUCAGAUACAGUUGUAGAGGUCAACAAUAUAACUUACCGUAUAUAACUUAUAUAAUAAAUAUUUUUUUAUUAAUAACUAUUUGAUGAUUUAAAACCAUUCCAUAAUUUUAGGAAUCCAGAAAUAGUUCCAUGGUUUUUCUUUGAAUAUAUUUAUGUUCCAGUUCACAAAAUGUUAUCCAAUGAAUGAGUGUAGGUACAUGUAGGCCAUACCCAUAGUCCAUACCUCAGACCAUGAGUUUUGUACAAUAUAAAGCAGGAAAUAGAGGGGACUAACGGCAUCAAAAUGAAGGGAAACCUUCAAUUUAUUUUUCUGAUCCACUCCAAUUAUGUAGAGUAAGAAACCUCUCUUGUGGGAAAACAAGUUCCAUAAAGAAUUACCUGUUUGUCUCUAUUGAUUAGAAUCUUAAUAGUUUAACUGGCUAAGGUGUGCUAUAAAUUGUUCUCUCUGGAACAAAAUAAGGAGAGAAAAUUCGCUUCACAAAGUUCAAGGUGUGAUACCUGUGGAUGUGGUUGCAUUGUCAAUUUUAGAAUUCAGCCCUCUUAAAUUAGACUCCCACUUGGUCACAUAGGAUGAUUGAGAGAAUCUAUCAUAUCUUCCUGACAACAUGAGCACUGUUUGUAUACCAUAGGACAUACCAGAUGACGAAUAAGUGGGAUAGCACCUGCGUGACAUUACUCAUUAGGGCAUUUGUUUACAUUUUCACUAUUUUUAAGGAAUAGAAAACCAAAUAUUUUAAAUAUACAUGUAAUUUUGCUUCUACCUGCACAAAAAUUCAAAAUAUUAUAAAAUUAUAAUAGGCCAUAGGGACUUCAUUUUCCUUUCAAACAGUAUCUAAAUGUGCUGGUUUCUUCCGUAGCUAUGUUAUUGAACUUUUUCUGUGUAGAACGUUUCAAAUUCAUGUUUCUUGCAAUUAAAGCCCAAUUACGCUUUGAAUUCUGGAAAAAAUUGUAUUUUUUCCUUAAAUUUCUAUUGUGUGUGCCAUCUAGCAUAAGUUGGGCAUGUUUGACGAACUUGCUGGACAUUUUCGACGAACCUACUGCACCAGUCUACCCAGGGUCUAUUGGCUUUAUUUUAUAGUGCACAUGCAUGGACAUACUGUAUUAUUGCUGUCUGCAUGGGGAAUCAAUAGGCAACCAUCUGGUUACAGUAAAUUUGCCUCCUCUGACCUAAAUGUGCUGUUUUUCCCUAGGAUCUCGUAGAUGGAAUUUUCGAGUGUGAUUUUUAUAAAUUUGUUAGACCGAAUGUACAUGUACAUGCCCAAGUCCUGAUAUUCAGUCGGUUUUAUUUCUCCUUUUUCGCGCGAUUUUGAGUAUUGUUGCUAACCAAACUCGUUGAUGUUUUUAAUUUGCUUCCUGGGAAAAGAUUCGCCUUGUGGAGUACGGAGCCGUUUAAGUCAAUCAUUCGAAUGUCAGAAUUAGGGUUUUUGAGAACGAUUUGUCAUCUUUAGGCUUAACCUAUCUAGCAUGCUCUUAGAUUGAUUCGCGGCAUUCGUGCCAAUAAAGGAUUAAGUUGUUCAAUAACAUGCAUGAAUCAACAACGUGCAAUGCCCGCAAUGUGGUUCUUCAAUGACAGCGGCGAAUAUUUUUUGAGAGGGAGGAUUUUCUAUUGCACUGUGUUAUUGUUUUCCUACACCUGCAGUCAUUGCACCAACAUGAUGAGCAGCAACGUCUACCCUAAAAUAGACUUUCUGUUGCACGUGUGUAAGUUUUGAGGCAUACUGUGUGUGACGCGCAUAAAUUUAUGUGCAAUACUAUUAUUGUGUCCAACUCCUUCUAGUUGUAUAUCCUAAUUACGUGGCGUUAGAUAUUUUAUCCAGCGCGUAUAUUUGUCUCAUCAACACUUUGUUUGUUCAAACAUAUGCCUACCGUAGGAUUUCAGUUUGGGGUAAACCACUAAUUAUUAAAAAACAACAGGAUUUAAGCGUGAUGAUGUAAUGAAUAGCAGUUAAUUAUUACGCGUAUAUACGUGUAUUGAAUGCAGAUGUAUAGAUAAACAGUCUUUUCAUUGAAAAGGAAAGUUAGAAACUUUUCAUUUUCCAAACUGAAAUUUACUUGUUGUUUUAUGAAAAUAUAUAGCUAAACAAAGAGGUAGACCAAUAUGAAUUCUAAGAGGGGGGUUUUCUUACCUUAGUAAUUUCUGGAGCUCACUUCUCUGCAAUAAUUAAUUAUUUAAGUGUUUUUGUACACUAUGCAUGCCAAACGAGCAAAAUCUCAAAUAUAUAUCUCUUUAUUUUUGCUGUUUUUCCUUUUGGCCUUCUGCCAAAAUUCAUCUUGUUUUGCCGAAUAUUGUCUAAUGAUUUUUUCCAGGAUUAGAACUUGAAUGCAGAUGUAGAUAAACAGUCUUUUCAUAAAAAUGGAAAGUUAGAAACUUUUCAUUUUCCAAACUGAAAUUUACUUGUUGUUUUAUGGGUAGACAAAGAGGUAGACCAAUAUGAAUUCCAAGAGGGGGUUUUCUUACCUUAGUAAUUUCUGGAGCUCACUUCUCUGCAAUAAUUAAUUAUUUAAGUGUUUUUACACUAUAUGCAUGCAUGCCAAACGAGCACUCAAAUGCUAUUAUGCUAUUUUUCCUUUUGGCCUUCUGCCAAGAUUCAUCUUGUUUUCCCGAUUAUUGUCUAGUGAUUUUUUGGAACUUGGGCAUUGGAACUUGGAUUGGAACUUGGGCAAAAAUUUAUCUCGUCCUAUUUAGAGUAAUAGAACCUAGUUUAGAACCAGUUGCGAUACUUAUGAUUGUAUAUUUAAUCAGAUUUAACUUGACCAAAACUCCUGUACUGUAGGCAUGAGUAUUGCCAUGUUCCGAAAAUCAUAGUCACUCGGUGGUCGGGGCUUUUCAAAAUGUCGAUGGUAGACCAUUAUAGUCAUUCCUGAGGUUCAACAUUUAAAACAAUGCUCUGGAAGAAGGAGGGGGUACUCUUUGUGAAAAUGUGGAUAAUGAUGGAUGACUACAAGACUAUUCUUUGCAGGCAUGCAUAUGUUAUAAUUUACUCUUCUGUGUUCUAGAUAAAAGAUUUGCGAGAUCUCUUCGACGAGGACAUGAUCUUUAUCGCUUUUUCAUCAAAUGAGCGGUUCCCCGACGAAGGAUUUGAUGUGGAUGUGCAAAGUAAGUAAAUUUUUAUUGCAUUUACAAAGAAAUGAUAUGUGUCGUCCGAUGAUCUGAUCGAGUUCCAUAUCGUUCCAAACUAUGAGCAUCUCGCACAUUCAAAAUACAUUAAUUUGAAAGGGUAUUGGAAAUGCUACAUACGUAUGAGAUCCUGGUUGGCCAAAUAGCUUGGUCGUUCUAUAAAUUUUCGUACUUACUAACAUUUUCGUGUGUUCAAGCGAUAUUUGCAAUAUGAAUACUCUUAAUCGUAUGAUUAAUAUUGAUAAAAUACUGUAUUUUUAAACUGAAUUGGGGUAAGCAUGGACGUAUGCAUAAACGAGGAAGUAAGUUACUAAGUUAUUAACUUAAACUUAAACAUUUAACGUACAGUACCUAAUAUAGCUAUGUGUAGCAGAAAAUACAAAAAAUUUAAAGUUUUUAAUUAAAGAAAUGCAUACCUGUAAAUAAUAUGACAGAAUUAAAGACAUCAAAAUAUGGUUUAAAAGAAGACGUCAUCAGCAUGAGCUAAGAACUCGCACCUGUAAAUACGAAUAGAAAAAUCGCGAUAUACUAAACAGAUGUACAGUACAGUAGUUCAAUUUAAGCCAACCUGUAAACAGAAUCGUUUGUAAAGGGCCGUAAUCUCGAAAUAUAUACGUGAAAUAAAUUAUAUUAUAAUAUAGCAUUUGCAAAUUCUGAACGCUGAUUGGCUAAGAGCCGUGUUGAUAUAACUCAAUGUCAACACGGAAACGUCGGAAAAUUUCUUACUUUAUGUUUCUUUGUGCUAUAUUAUAAAACAAAUAUAAAACUUUUUUCCGUAUUGAUAUAUAGUUAUAUCAACACUCGUGGAAAUUGUGAAAACUCGAAAUUGUGUGAAAACACCCCGCCCUUCGGGCGCGUGUUUCCACACAAUUUCUCGUUUUCCCAAUUUCCACUUGACAGACGUGUUGAUAUAACUGUAUAUCAACACGGAAAAUGUUUUACAUUUGUUAAGUAGUAGGCUAAUAAUAAAAUAACAGUAAAUGUUGAGAUGAUUAUAAAGAUAAAUAUUAACAUAAAAUAUGUAAUGGUUGUAAUAAAAAUAGAUAACUUUUGUACAAUGUAACUAAAAAAUCUAAACGAACUUUUUGUUGAUAAAUUUUUUAAGUUCACUAAUUCCGUUAAUUUGCUGGUAAGGUAUCUUCGUCCGCGGGUCGUGACUGUGGCGGUGGUGUGAAAGGGGCGCAUACACUAACUUUUUUUCUCACUGGAACUGUUAUCUUGAAUUUCAAGGCUAACCAUUAAUAUACAGCUCCCAGUAAAUGCUAUUGAUUUCAAUUAUUUUAACAUUUAACCUAAGAUUAGCGUUCUGAUAAUAAAACAUUAGCAUAAGCAUUUCCUAAUUUCCUUACAUUUCAUUGCUCCAGGGAUAAAAUCAAGGGCAUUUCGGGCAAUUUGCAUGAGCGAGUUAGUUAAGCUUUGUUUUUAUGCAUGCUCAAAUAUAAGUGAGGCCUGAAAUCUUCCCUCAUUUGUACAAUGAAGCCAAUUUUUGUGAUCAUGCUUGAACACACAGUAUACCAAUUGAAAUUAUUUUUCCUGUUGCAUACGCAGGUUCAAAGCAGUCCUGGAAUACUUCAAUAAAACCGCAUCAUACGCCCUACACGCCAGCGUUACGAAUUGAACAUGAUUAUUCAUGGCAAGACCUUCCAAGGGCGAGAUGCUUAGCUUGCGCUCUUAAGGCUCUCACCACCGCCAACACUCCAUCGCCACAGUCACGACAGAGACCACGCCCGAAGUCUGCCCCACCGAGACUCUAUAACCAGGCGCAAAAAGCGAGAAAGUAUGAUUCCAGACCAAGUACUAGCUUGUCGUCACGUAAGAGUUUACAACCUAAAGCGUCAAAGUCACCCAGAAUUAGUCCGAUUAGCUGCAAAGAAGGCCCAAGAUCAGCACCUAAGUCAAGCAGUAAGAAACCUCGCGUUCGAUCUUCCUACCCGACAAUGUCCACACCAAAAUAUUCAGCUUCAGUAAAGAAAUCACUGUCGUUCUCUCCCGACACGAAAGAAGAGGAGACUGAUAGUCCUCCGAAGCCGAAAGGAAUCCGAGGCGGUGGGCGACGAAGGAAAGCGCAACUGGCAUUGAUGAAUGUGGAGGAAUUGAGUGCAGAUGAUCCACAACAUGCAUAUUACGUAUUGAUACACGAGGACAUGAAAUCAGGAAAACCUACUGCGUCUGUGAAGCCUAUAAUGUCUGGUGAAAAUGAAGCUGUUGGGGCAGCGAAAAGCCCAGAGGGAGAAGUAGAGGCUGAAACAAGUGAUACUAGGGAAAAUGUUGGCAAUGCGGUAACAAAUGCUGUUGCAGCAUCUGAAGAGGUUAAGGUAGUUAAAAAAGUAACAUAUGUAAUUAGCGACGCUCAAGGUGCUGUUGCUUUAGAAAAUAAUAUGUUGAAUGGUAUACACGAUGAACAUAGUGGAACAACUGAGGUUUCUGGAAAGGUGCGGGUAACAUUGGGCGAGAAUAAGGUUACCAAAAAUGUACUACCUGACGAGAAACCACCACUCGUUUCUAACAAUAACACAAAAAGUCCUCCGAGUGUAAGUGAAGAGAAGUCGGCGGAAAAUGAUUGGUCGAAACCAAAGCCCAUCCGAGGACGUCGAAAGAAGCAACAGGCAGAUAUGAAUGGUAAUGAACCAAGCAAACCGGAAGAGAAACAGGAGAUUACGUCGAAACAGGAUGAUAUUGUUAACGGAACGCAAGAAUUGCAGCAACAGAAACUUGUGCUAACUAAUGGUGAUAGUUGAAAAUGAAACAGACUAAGAGUUAUAUUUUACUUUAUAUAUAGAAAUAGUAAAUUAAGUAUGGCAAUUUCUUGAAAACAACAUUUGUCGAAAGUGAGGUUGUGAAAUGUGAGCUAAACUUGAUGGAAACAGUGGCGAGUGCAUGUGACAUUCUUCAGAAUUUUGUGAAGUAUGAAAUUAUUUUAUUAACCCAGGAGUGGCCCAUCUUCUGCGUUCAGAAGAUAAGAACCUGGUGAUAUAGAGGGUUGGUGAUGUAGAUUAAAAAUUAUCUUUAAGAGAUUUAGGUAUAAAUAUUAGUAUACUUACUAAGAAAUAGGAUAUAUGUGUAAAAUGUCUUUAUUAGGCUUUUGGUAUUAGCGCUGCAGUUGUUUAUUAUUUGCACUAAUUGAAGUGCUGCACGUGUAUAGAUUGCAUUCAAAGCCGAAAAUUUGUUUCCGCUAUUACAUGGAUUCGGUCUGUAUAAGAAAUAGUGACACCUGUAUGAACAAGUUAGUCCGCUUAUCAAGAUUAAGUAAAUCUUCUCAGUAAAGAGAUCUUAUGAAUAAUGUGUCAUAUUUCAAUGGCUAUUUUCAAGUUAUUCGUCUCACAACUUUCGAACAACAUGCAUUUAAUUCGACUUGUGAAGUCGAAUUAAAUGCAUGUUGUUCGAUGAACACAGUGGCGGUCAAUAUAUGAUUAUUUUCUUUUGUUGAGAAUACACAUUCUUCGCUUGUUCUUUUAAAAGAAUAUUUUUUUCUUCAGUCCAAGAUAAAAUUAUGACUUUUCGCCCAACGUAAAUACAGAUCUGGGAGGGCAUAGUUGUAGCAGAAGGAAGUAGAGUUUAAGAAGAUCUAAGGCUAAGAUUUUAAUGAACUAUUUUCCUUAUUUUGUGUGUGUGUGAUUUGUACUUGCUAAAACUAGUCGAUUAAAUUUCCCUAAUGGUCGGUAUUCACUUGAUCUAAAGUUUGUCUAGACUGCGAGCGGCCCCUCCUUUCCGCGGGUUUAGCUUCCCGGGCGUGCGAGGGGAAAGGAGGGAUUGCCUACAACACAUCAAGAAACGAAAUACGCCCACUUUUCGCUCUGGCUCCACCUUUACAUAAACAUUACUAAUAUCCAAUUACAUCUAUCCAAUAGGAACCAUUCAUUUAAGCCUGUCAUGUUUAUUUAUAAAAUCAACAUUCAGUCUGGAAAUUAUUUAUAGCAUAAUUACUCCAUAUCAGAUUGAUUGACAGGCACAUCGAUUUCGACCAAUGGGAAUUUUGCGUUGUCGGCAGUCCCUCCUUUCUCAUGGGGACUGCUCGCGGUCUACAGUUUGCCAAAAAGUAUGGGAUUAUGUAACCAUAAUCUCAAACCACCUCAUAGGCAAGGGGGCCGUUGCCUGCCGUUCAAAGUUGGUCCCACAAAUAAUUACACUGACCUGAAAGGUCAAGUGUCUUAAAUCCCUAAUGUUCUGUUUUUUCCUGAAAUCGAGUUUGCGUUAGCACAUCGCAGGCUCAGUUUCCAGUCGUUCCAGGUACUAUACAGAUCAGUUUUCAAGAUGGCGGCCAUCAAUGAGUGACUAUUUCAGUCUCAGUCAAUUUCUUCAUUUGUCAACGCAUUUUACCGCGUGUGUCUGUGGAUUUUGGAUUUAUCCUACUCUGCACUUUCUUGGAAGUUGACUUGGUGUUUUUUUUUUCUCGUGCAACGCCUCUGGAAAUGCGAUUUCCGGAUCGCUGAGUUUUUCGAAUUUUAUACGUUUUAAUAGACUCACGGGAUGUAAACAAUGUUGUCUGCGUUAGCGCAUCGCAUGCUCAGAGUCAGAGACCAUGUGCUGAUGUGCAUUUAUGGAUAACGUUUGUAUUUGUGAGUAAUACUUGUGUUUCAUUGGACAUUACGAAAACCUCUCCUCAAGAUCACGCCACGCUUUCACGCUUUGCGUUUACGGUUCACGUUUUGUAUUCUUGUCAGUAUUGGGUCACCAUAGCACGUAUGUCGUCAUUUUCAGGUCAGUGUGAACGCCUGAGCAGGCGUCUUGUUUCUGAAAAAACGUUAAGCAGAAACGGGUGGGGUGGGGUAAAGGGUUGGGGUAUCUUGCUCUGGGACACAUCAAACUUCUAUAUACUUUGACUGGUUAUCAUCUACUUACCCGGACAGCAUCUAUCUACACCACAGGGAGCCGAGAAGUGAUAUUGACAUUGUUUAUGUUAAAUUUCAAACGUGAACUUCUACACUUUAUAAUAUAUAUCAGAAAAUGCAAAAUUAUAUUGUUUAUUUUAUUUACUUUGUACUCAAAACAUCAAAAUCGGCAAUAAAAUUUCAAAAUAUUAAAAUUGCAUUGUUACAUACUCCAUAUAACUAUAACAAAGUGUCUUAUACCGACGACGUUCCAAUCUUAAACCGAACAACGAAAGCGAAUCAUUACAGUAUAAAAUUAUGAGUGAGCAUGCGCAGCUUGAAGAUGGUAUGCUAACCCAGCUUUGAACAACCGGCCCCGGAAGUAGUAACCAAUCAACAUCCACUAAAUUUUGAAAUUUAAAAUUUGUUUUGAUACGUGUCGGUACGUUACGCUUGAAAAAGUGGAAAACAGCCUUAUUUUGUUACGCUUGAAGCAGUAUCAUGCGACUGUUUUUGUGGAGGGCUUGGUUUGCUCGUUUUUUAAUGAACAUGGGAUUGUCUAUUUUCUUUCCAGGUUACAGAAUUACUCCUUAUCGUGAUCUCAAGAGAGCUUCUGGUGUGAAACGCACGUCUUCACUUCGAACACCUAGACCAAGAAGAAACACUCUGGAAUCAAACGGUAAGAACGGCAUGCAAUCGGUACACUUAUUUAAAAUGUUACACAAAAAUACUGAUUACAUCCGAGAACCUGGUAUUUAAGCCCAGGACAAUAGAUCAAUACAAAAUUAAGUGAAUAUACAGUAACUCAUUUAUGUCUGCGUGUAUCAUAUACAAACCGGCGUUUGGACUUUCGUUUAAGCCUAGUGAUUUCUUUCAAUACAUCAAUCUCAUCCCGCCUUCCCUCUCGUCCCGGAUCAAACGGGGAUCACGUAAACAGCCCCUAAGAUUCCAAUCCAUGUAUGUUCCUGGACGCCUGUUUAGACCCUGUCUACUGUUAGGCCUGCAUGGUUUAGUGGCAAGUUACAACACGUUUAUACACACAGCGAUUCAUUGGGUCGAUUCACGAUCUGACGAAUCAUUGACCUGAACGAUUCGUCAUUAACGUUCGGCAAAUCCAAGGUGAUUCGAAGAAAACCCUAUACUGUAUGAGUGAAGUUCGAUAAGAAUGCUUAAGCGGUGGUCACCCCCCUUUAGAGCAUUUUUUUUUUCAUUUUACAAGAUACAGAAUCAGCAAUUGAUAAAAAUCAAAAUCUGGGAAAAUAUUUUUGGUUACUCACUAAUUACACUAAUUAUCCAAUAUGGCCGCCCACUAAUUAGCCAAAAAAUGGCGCCUGCUUCAUAGCUAACACCUUCUUUCUCUUCAAUACUGUCAACAUAGUGCUUUCUUAGGUGCCUCUAAAUAUUAAGAAAUAACACAGAUUUUCGACGAUAUGUUUGCAGCCAGAGCUUUGCGAAUGACCGCGAAGUUGCUAUGAAAAAAGGGGUUCACUUGCCACUUCCAUUUACAUGCAAAAUGGACCAAUCAAAUUGCAGCUAACAAAAAGGACCUUAAAAAACAUACAUCAAAAGUAGAAACUACAAAAUUAAUUCAUGUCAAUUUUGGAUUUGACGCGUUGCUAAGGUGUUGCUAGGGAGAAAAUUAUGGAUCAUGACCACUUUAAAAGCAUUUUUCGCAUUUAAAAAAUAAAUAUUUCAUAAAAGUAACUAUAAAUUCUGAAAGUACAAUAUUUAAAAUAUAUAAAACACACUAAACCAGUGUCUUGUUCAUUAAACUAGUAGAAACGAGUGUUGUAACGAAAUUGUAUUUAAUCGCUUCUUUUCUUCCCCUUAUAGGCAGUGGAGGAGGAAAUCGUGGAAGAAGCGUCAGUCCAUCUAACAGGGUGAGUGCCGAUGAUUUUAUGCCAUGUUAAGCAAGUUCAAGCCGGGCCGUUGUCAUUUUUAUAUCACAUUAUUUACAUUACAUUUCAUGUUCAUUUGGUUGGUUUGGCACUUUCAACGCUGCAUCUAUUUAUACUUAUAGCCAAUUGGCAAAUAUGAAUUAUUUGAAUAAGCAACAAUCAUUCAAUAUAGAGUACUCUGAUAAGCUGUGAGUUUUAGUAAAUUCUCUUCUCUUUCAUUUUAGACUAAUGGUCAAACCAACACCAGUAAGUGCUACUCUGACUUUUCUAUUGUUAGUUACAGUACGAACUAUGACUAUAUGUUCGUGUUUAAACAUUUUUAGUUCAUUGUCAUUCAGUUAUCAUGAUUUACAUUUCUAUGCUUAUUUCACGCGUUUAUCGAAAUAUUUAGAAGGAUUAUUUGCCUAUAAGUUGUCUAGAGACCACAGGACAUUAUAGACAUGUGACCGCUUAUUGUGAUUUUGUAUUACUUUUAGCUCCAAAAUCAAAGUUAAAUGGGUCUAAGAAGGUAAAACUAUAUUGUCGUAACUCCGACACGAGUUUGCUUUUCCGCUUCAGAAUACAUUAGUCAUUUAGGAAUAACAACUAAGAUCACCAUAUACAGUACGGUAUUAUACCCUUCUGGAUAGUUAUGUAUGUAAUCAGCUGACCAAGGGGUGGCCUGCAUGGGUCGACUAUAGUGUCGCUGGGAAGCUGUGGUAUUUAAUAUUUUAGUUGCCAUGCAAGUGGUGUUUUAUUUAACAACUAUUCGCCGAAGGCGAAGUGAUUACCGGUGAAUAUUCACCGUAAUCACUGAGCCUGAGGCGAAUAAUUGUUUUAGUAUAAAUUUUUAAUCAAUAAAACAAAAUAUCCAAAUAUCAGUUUAAUUAAAAUUGAGAAAUAAAACUGUUUUUGGCCGGUUUUACGGUUACCGUUUUAGUGUUGCAGUGUUUCUUGUACAUGCAUGCUUCCUUUGGCUUUGUGACUUUUUUGCUUUAUUACAAAGUUGUUUUCCUCGAUUUCUGCUCAGAAAAUAAACACAAUAAUGGAAUGACUUUUUCACCAGACUUAGAAUUAAAAAUAGUUUCUGUUUAGCAUUAAUUUUUUCAGGAAAUGGCUGAGAAAAAUGGUAAAAUGAAAUGUAAAACUAUGCGAUUCGAAAUAAAAUUUUAACAACACUUUUUACUUUGCAAGUUUCGAAAACACAAUAAAGCCGGUCAGAACACCAUACAGAACAAUGAAAACACGACAUAUCAAAAGAAAUAGUAUCAUACAAAUUGAGAAAUCUAUAGCAUACAAAAUAAAAUGGAUUUUAAAGAAUAUCACGGCAAGGUGAUUAGGGCCUGAACUUCAGGUUAGGUUUUUUCCAACAGUCGGGAUGUUUUCGGUAUUUGUUUGAAGUGAAUGUUUCAGAGUUUUAAAUAAGUUUUACUGAAAUUGUCCGUGAAUAUGUUUGACACAGUAAAAUAAUAAAAGAAUCCUACCUUUCAAGUUAAAUACAACAUUUUGUUCUUCUUUUGUUUUCUGCGGACGAUUUUUUUCAAUAUUUUGUUGAUUUUGAAACCAAAUUUGCCUAAUCAUUCUCGUUCAAAAGCAUUACGUAUAACGUAUUUACUACCCAGUACCCAGGUAGUAAAUAACGCGUCAGAUUUACUAAUCAACUAUAGCCAAUCAAAACACGCGAAAGCUCAUUUGAUAUGCAAAAUUUAUACUAAACCUGGUUAUUGCAUAACCUCAUAAUAAUGUUUUGUCCGUAUUUUAUACUUACUGGUUUUAUGCAUAUUUAUUUGCACAGAUUCAGCAAUGGCGGACACUAGUAAAUAAUGAAAACAACCUAUCACCUCCAUGAACAGAUUUACAUCAACAACAUUUCAAACUAAGAAAGAGUUGGCAGUGUUAAAAAUUUUCGUAACCACUUGAUUUUAUUUCUUAUUAUUCUAAUAGGCAAUUAAUGGAGGACAGUACACAAGUGGAGAAGAGCUGUAAGUGUAACACGAAUGAGAAAAAUGAUUACUUUUAUUUGCUUUUAUUUUCAGGAAUUUUCAAUUAAUAACAUGUACAAUUACAAUUAUACAUUAUGCAUGCAUGCUUUGUUGGUUUUGGUUUAUAUUAUAACAAUUAAAAUUUGGUUUAUAUAUUAUAACAAUUUUGGUUCAUAUUAUAUUAUAACAAGAGGGUUUCGCACCUCAUUUUCUAAUACUUGUGCAUUGUUAUAUAAUUAAAGAGGCAAUAGAUGAUCGUGAUUAUGCUUGCGGUGUAUUCUUAGAUUUAAGUAAGGAUUUUGUUGGCCUGCAGUCAUGACAUUUUGAUUAAGAAAUAAAAGUUUAUGGAGUUCUGGGACUUGCGCACAAGAGUGGUUCGCAUUCUGUCUUUCAAACAAAAGACAGUUUGUUUGUGCAGAUAAGACAUUUGAUGAACCAUCUAUCUCACGUGGAGUACCUGAAGGUUCAGGCCUUUGCCCAUUACUCUUCCUGGAUCACUACUCUUCCUACUCUUUCUUCAUCUAUAUGUGGAUGAUUAAAAUUUGCUUUAUAACAUGCACCUACAUGCAGAGUUGUAAAUGAUGUUAAAACUAUGUUAAAACAAGAAUAUACAAUGAAAUACGUGGGCAUUAUUUAUAGACUCCAAUCUUUGUUGUACACUAUUUAGCUAUGUUGAAAAUAAGCUACGUGUAGAUAAAAUCAAAAUGACGUAAUGGUAUUUAAUAAAAAACACUGGCUGUCAUUAUAUAAAUUUCACUAUAUAAAAAGCUUUAUUAUGCACUAAUUUAACCUUAAAGUUUCUUCACAUAUGGAAUACUCGCAGUCUCGCAUGCAUGGGAAAGCACCAACCUUCAAUUCAGCCUCUAGUUUUCAUUUUACGAAAGAGAAAGAUUCGUAUCCAGUAUACCUUCACUAUGACUAUUAGAACAUACCCAUCUCUUAAAUCCUUAUGAAACUCUUUGAUUCGAUUACCUUUCAUACUGCGCAUGUAAUUGAAAAAAUAUCAUUAUUUAUUUAUCAACUUACUAGGUUAAAUCAGAAUUUUUAAUAUAUACGACAGCGCUUAUACUUUAAUGACUGUACAUUUAAAAAACUGAGCGGAUUUGUUGUUGUUAUAUAGUUGUAGAGUUUGCAGCUUAAUUUAGCAGUGAAUGAGUAUUUCAACUUCGACAAAACAAUCCAAAUACUAUUUGGUCCAAUAUAUGUAACUUGUUUUGAGAGUAAUGCAAAAAUACUUGCAUGGAUAUACCGUUGGAGUAUCGCAUUUGUAUUAGCAAAUUUCGUGCACUCUAUAGGAAAAGUCACACUUUUUCAUCUUAAGAAUAUCGCGGCCAUGUACAAGGAGUUGUUCGUUGCGAGUUUUGCACUUUCCCGCUGAUAUAGAAGGGAUUUUGUUACUUGAUAUUUGCAACCGAAUGCCUCAAAUUGCCGAGGCUAACGUAUCACCAAAAAUGGUGUGUCAACACUUUUGUAUUAUACACUUUGAAACGUCGGUUAGGUUUCGAAAACCACUUUAAAGCCACUAUAUAUAUUUAUAUUCAUAUCGUUAUAUUGAGUGAGAAAUCUUAAAUUGGAAUAAAGGACCUAUAUAUAUAUCGAAUAAAGGCUUUUUCAAUAAAAAAUAGUAUUGUGUUAUUGCAUUCUAAAAUCCAUUGUGUUAUUGAUCCUGUAUGCAUGUAAUAUAUAUUAUAUAAUGAUACCUUUUAGAUAUCCUGCGGCUGUGUUUCAGCGUGAAAAUUCUGAUUCUGGUAAGUCGAUUAUUUAAUUCAUGGACUGAUAGCUAGAAUAAAGUGUAAGCUUAAAAUUUGAAGACAUGGAAAAUGCCGAGCAGGAACUAUAUAUGUUAUAUUUUUUAUAGUAUCUUGCAAUUUGUUCAUUUCAAUCCAUUGCUGCGUAUAGCUUUUUGGUUUUCAGAAUAUUUUAUUUCAUCUGUAUUCUCAUUCAUGAUCUUACCUUAGGGACAAUACAACAAAUGCAGAUUUCAUGCCAAGUUAUAGGAGUGGUAUACGAAUAGUUGGAAAACGUUUAAAUUAAGUAACAAAAAAAUGCACGUCAGGCACACGCGGUUAGACCAUUCGCAUCGUCCCAUUAAUCAUUAUUCAGUACUAUUAUAGAAAUAACAAUUAUACUGAACAAUCGCACGCGUAUUUGGUGAAAUAUGAUAUAAUUAAUAUGAAUAUUACGCUAAACACAAGUGUGAUUUUCUUUAGUACUUCGAGAACAAGUGUUUUUCCUUUUAGCCUAUAUCGGUUCAAUUAAUUUUAAUUUUUAAGCUAGCCUCUAUUAAGUGAAUGAAUAUAUAGAUCCGAAACAAGAAGAAACAAGUAAAACUGUCUAAAGGAAAUAGCAAAUAUAUAUAGUGAUCAUGCAAUGGCCGUGAAUUUUAUCGACAUAGCCUACUGUUUAUAUAUAGGUUAACAAGGGCAUAAUCUGUGCAUUGUGAUGAAAAAUAAAUCUUGCAAAAAGUUGCUUCACCACAAUGGCUAUAUUUCUAUUUCGUUCACAAAUUAUUUAAUAAAUAAAGAGCGUAUCGUAUGUACUGUAAAAAAUACAAAAAUGAUUUCCAGUUAUGAGGCAAUUGAACGUUUGUUUAUCUAAGUUACAUUUUGUUUUACUGCAUGUGUUUGUGGUUUGCUAUUGCCGUAAUAUACUGCAUAAUAAAAUAAUAAUAAAAUUAGAAACCUAGGUAACUGCCAGAACUGUCAAACUGAAACUUGCAGUUUUUCACACGUCGCUUGCAACGAACUGUGAUCACGAGGUACGCAAAUAUGUCCCUCGUAAUUGACAAAAUUGUCACUGACCAACCGCCUAAAAAACGGUCGUUUCGCAGUUUUCUGGGAACAAUAGUAGUAAAAUACUGAUAUGUUAACGUGUGCUUUAUUAAAAUUAAAGAAUUUUCUUAAGAAUUCUCAUAUAAGGUAGGUGAAUUGGGUUAAUUGAGCCAGGCCAGCCGUGGUGUUCAAAGUCUUACACCUGUCACACACGUAAAGGUGUCUUGGAUUAAAAUUGACUGUUGCUAGAUAUUUUAAUUGCAAGCAGCUAAAAAUAUUAUAUCCUUAAAUUUAAUUCAAUACUGCUAAAAUUUAACUACUCAUUUAAAUAACAAUUGAAAGCUAUAAUGAAACUAUCUUUCAAAUAAGUGAUUAAACUUUAAUAUAUAAUACAUAGUAUAACAUUAAUAACUAAAUUUUUUAUAAAUUACGGCAAAAUUUUGACAUUUUUUAAAAUUAAUGCUUAGUACAUUAGGUCCUACCCUUCUUUUCCAGCAAAGAAAAGAAAGAAAAUGAAAAAUUCAAAGUCCGUUUCUAAGAGAAUUCCAACAAAAAAAACUCGAAAGCCUGUUAAUAGUGAUAAAUUUUAUUCGACUGUGUGGUUAAGUGACUAUGAAUCGUGGGAUAUGAAAUCUGAAACAGGAGACCCCAGCACAUGUGUUAGCAGCCGUGCAACCACACCUUAUAGUAGUAGACCCACUACACCAUUUGACAGUAAAGGUAGUUCACCAAUUAGCAGCCCGCCCUCGUCACCCUUCGUUGCCAGGGAAACGUACAAGGGCGAUGACGUCUUCGAUUCCGCAAACCCUUCAGAAACAAAUCGACCACAUGAUGCCAUACAGAAACCUAAACCUGUGAAAUUGAAACGAACCCUGAGUCUUCCAGAGUCGGAAUUAAGCCAAAUCGAGGCGAACGACCUACAACAAAGAUUUACGACAUUGCAACUUGAACAAGAGAACCAGGAACUUAAGCAACUUACUGAUGACCUACAAGACGCUUUGGAAAACUUGGAGAAACGGGUUCACUCCGUCUCGGAAUCAGACCAACACCAGGACGGAAAAACGAGCGAUGGUCGAACCCCGCCAUACUCUAGUGAUGAUGUGUUCGCCAAUGAUAGAGUUUUGCCACAGCGUGCGAUGUCGGAGCCAAGCAGCCCCAGCAGUCUAUCAUCCCACGACACUUUCGUGCAAAGUCCCAAACUAUCAAAACCGAACAGCCUCGAUUUAAGCGGUAGCGGUGCUCGUAAACGAAAACAUACUGAAAAAUUGAAUUCGUCCAGUGUAAAAACUCGCAAAACUGCGAAACACAAGGAAGACA
Molecule: messenger RNA, 19465 nt
Organism: Paramuricea clavata
Lineage: Eukaryota; Metazoa; Cnidaria; Anthozoa; Malacalcyonacea; Plexauridae
Source: the annotation of a GenBank genome assembly